Rotaria sp. Silwood2 is the source of this 1746-nucleotide messenger RNA. NCBI's taxonomy places the organism in Eukaryota, Metazoa, Rotifera, Eurotatoria, Philodinida, Philodinidae. The record is from the annotation of a GenBank genome assembly.
AUGGGCGAAAAUUGUUUUCCAUCGGAAAUGAAAUAUUUACGUUCAACAGAUGCGAAUUCUAAUGAUAGUAUUACUGAUGUAACAACAGCUAAUGAAUGGGCAGCAAAUAAAUUUGUUUGGGUACCUGAUAAACAAGAAGGUUUUGUUUAUGGUCAGAUCUGCGAAGAACAAAAUGAUGGACAAUUAAUCGUUGAUUUAGAAAAUGGAAAACAAAUUAGAAUUUCCAGAGAUGAUAUUCAACACACUAAUCCUCCAAAAUUUAGUAAAGUUGAAGAUAUGGCAGAAUUAACUUGUUUAAACGAUGCAUCAGUUUUAUUUAAUUUAAAAGAACGUUAUAAUUUUCGAUUCAUUCACACCUAUGCCGGUUUAUUUUGUGUGGUCAUUAAUCCAUAUAGACGUUUACCAAUCUACUCGGAAAAUGUGAUUAAAAUGUAUAAGGGAAAAAGACGUGAGCAAAUGCCACCACAUAUAUUUGCUGUUGUAGAGAAUGCAUAUCGCUUAAUGUCACAACAUCAAAAAGAUCAGUCGAUUUUAUGCACAGGUGAAUCUGGUGCUGGUAAAACUGAAAAUACCAAAAAUGUUCUUCAGUAUCUAGCAUACAUUGCUUCUGCACCGAAAUGCUUACAAUGUCUUGAGGACAAGGGUGAAAGUGAACUUGAAUCCCAACUUCUUCAAGCCAAUUCAAUUCUUGAAGCAUUCGGUAAUGCUAAAACAGUCAAAAAUGAUAAUUCAUCACGUUUUGGUAAAUUUAUUCGUAUUAAUUUUGAUGCAUCGAAUUUUAUUGCUAGUGCAUCAGUUGAAACAUAUCUCUUAGAAAAAUCUCGAAUCCUCCGUCGGGCAAAAGAAGAACGUACAUUUCAUAUUUUUUAUCAAUUGUUACGUGGUGCAAAUACCACAAUGAUUAGCGAUUACUUAUUAGAAGAUUUUAGUUGUUAUCGAUAUAUGACACAAGGAAAUAUGACAAUACCAGGUACCGAUGAUGCUGAAGAAUUUAAAAAUACAGUUAAAUCCAUGCAAGUUAUGAAUAUAUCAUCCAACGAACUGAAUUCCAUCUUUCGAACAAUAUCAGCUGUACUUCAAAUGGGUAAUAUACAAUUUAAACAACAUAACAGUGAUCAAGCAAUCCUGCCAGAUGAUACUAUUGCUCAAAAAGUUUGUCAUUUAUUAGGGAUACCAGUUACAGACUUUGUUCGAUCAUUUUUAAAACCAAAACUCAAAGUUGGAGGAGAAUUUGUCACUAUAGAUCAAACUCAAGCUCAAGUUGAAUUUGCUGUGGAAGCUAUAUCGAAAUCAAUUUAUGAACGGAUGUUCAAAUGGCUUGUAACACGUAUUAAUCGUUCACUAGAUCAAAGUAAACGUCAAGGUUCAUCAUUUAUUGGUAUUCUCGAUAUUGCUGGUUUUGAAAUCUUCCAAUUAAACUCUUUUGAACAAUUAUGUAUUAAUUAUACAAAUGAAAAAUUACAACAAUUAUUUAAUCAUACAAUGUUUGUGCUUGAGCAAGACGAAUAUCGAAAAGAAAAUAUUGAUUGGGAAUUUGUGGAUUUUGGAUUAGAUCUUCAACCUACAAUUGAUUUAAUUGAAAAUCAAAUGGGAAUAUUGAGUUUAUUAGAUGAACAAUGUUGGCUUCCGACGGCGACAGAUGAAGGUUUUGUCGCUAAAUUAAUCAGUGCUCAUGGGCGGCAUAAAAAAUUCAUCAAUAUUCGCGAUUCAUAUGCAGCAGGUAACUAUAAGGAUUUGAGUAAAUGA